CAGCCAGAGAGAGACUGCAGACGCACAGUCUGUGCUGAGUUCACUGUGGGGUUCGUCCUGUGGGUUUUGGUGUGUACCUACUGCAGUGGCAUUCGUGUUUGGGUGACACAAUGACCCCUGGUUGUCACCUCCUCACUGCUCUGGCCAUCCUGUGGAAGGUCACUGUGACACUGGGCUGCAUGUGUGACCGAUACCCCUGGAGUGCAUGGAGCACCUGCUCCAAAACCUGCAACUAUGGAACCCAGGACCGGCACAGGAGGAUCAGCUAUGAUGAGUACUACAGGACGAACAUGUGUGAGCAGCUGUGUGUGAAGCGGGAGAGCCGUGCCUGCAACGUGGAGGCCUGUCCCAUCCACUGCCAGCUGUCAGAGUUCGGACACUGGUCACCAUGUUCCCCCUGCGCUAAGAAACAGUUUCGGACGCGAUCACUGGUGAGGCCAGCGCAGUUUGGAGGGCAGGACUGCAGCGAGACUCUGAUGGAGGACCGGGCAUGUCACCCCACCACCGAGUGCAGGAUAGAGAAAGUCGACUGUGGGGCCAAAUUCACCUGUGACAGUGGGCGCUGCAUCGAUCCCAAACUGCGCUGCAACUCACAGAAUGACUGUGGUGACAACUCUGAUGAGAGGCACUGCGCCAGGAUCAGCAGAGUGUGUAACCGCAUCUAUGAGAGCAUCCCUGGGGCAGAGCUCAUGGCCAACGGGUUUGAUGCUGUGGCUGAGAGCAUGCGUGGAGCUGUCCUUGACAACAUGUUUUUCGGGGACCAGUGUGUCACUAACCGCAGCCGCGAGGACAGGAAACAGUAUCGCAUCCCGGCCAACGUGGAGAGCGUUCAUCUCAAGGUUGAGUACCUGGAGGACUUCAGAGAGGAGGCGGAGCCAGCGCAGAGUGAGCCGGUGGAGCUGUCAUCAGAGGCCUCGUCCAGCCAGUCCCACUCAGAUCACCGUUCCGGCUCCCUGUGGAUCCCCAUCCUCUUCUCCAGCAGGACGAGCAGGACCUCCUCGGGAUCCUCUUCCUUCCGCACCGCCGUCAAAGCCUCGCAGAAGAAGGACUCCAAAUUCUUCCGCGUGCACCAGGUGGUGGGUGUGUCCACCUUUAGGACAAAGCAGUCCGACCUUUACCUCUCGGAGCCCUUUCUGAGAUUCCUGAACGAUCUGCCUCUAGAUUACAACUACGCCCUCUACAGGCAGGUCUUCCAGCUCUUUGGGACCCAUUAUUUUGGCUCUGGGACACUGGGUGGAGUGUAUGACCUGCUUUACCAGUACGACAGGGAGGAGCUGAAGAACUCUGGUUUCACAGACUCUGAGUCGAGUGGCUGCAUCGCGUCGGAAACCUCGGUGAGGUUCCUGCUGUUUUUUUCAUCAAGAAGUGUCAGUCGGACAUGCUACAAUAAUAAGAUGUCUGAAAAAUAUGAAGGCUCGUUCCUGAAGGCGUCGGAGCGAUCCAUCUCCAUGGUGCGGGGGGGCAGGGCGGAGUACACGGCCGCUCUGGCCUGGGAGAGGCAAGGGGCUGCUCCCGACAGCACCACCUACAAGAACUGGAUGGAGUCCACCAAAGACAACCCCACCAUCGUAGACUAUGAGCUGUUGCCCAUUCUGGAUCUGGUCAGAGGGUUUCCCUGCGCAGUGACGAAGAGGAGACACCUGGAAAGAGCGCUGGUGGAGUACCUGGAGGCCUUCGACUCCUGCAAGUGUGCCCCCUGUCCCAACAACGGCCGCCCGGUUCUGUCUGGGACGGAGUGCCUGUGCGUGUGCCAGACUGGUACCUACGGGUCAAACUGUGAGAAGCGGGCCCCAGACUACACCUCAGAGGCUGUUGACGGUCGCUGGAGCUGCUGGGGGCCUUGGAGCACCUGCGACUCCUCCAUGAGGCGGCACCGGGUUCGAGAGUGCAAUAACCCCGCCCCUCUCAGAGGUGGGAAGGCCUGUGCUGGGAGCAGCAAGCAGGAGCAGGAGUGCUAUAUCUCCAUCUUCCAAAAGCAGGACGUGUGCAUCAGUGAUGAUGAAUUAGAGAGAGAGUCGGAGCAGGAGGAGGUACCGGGCUCCCCUGCAUGUCGCAAACCCAGGCCACCUGUGAACAGCUACCUGAGGAUGGAUAAGCAGCGCUACGAUUUUGGGGAUCAGGAAGAGGUGGUGUGUCACUCCGGCUAUGAGAUGGAGGGGUAUCAGUACUUCCGCUGUCUGCCGGAUGGGAAGUGGAGCGAGUUCACAGGGACAUGCCUCAAGAAGGUGUGUACCAGGCCCGAUCUGCCUGCGGACAUGACCCUGCAGCCGAGGAAGGACGAGUACAAGAUCGGCGACGGCAUCGUGCUGAACUGCGCCACAGCGGGGAUGGUCCCCUCCGGCCCGCGCUUCUACACAUGUGGGAGGAGCCUGACCUGGGACCCGCCCCUCCCGAGCGACAUACACUGUGAAAAUGAGAAGCCGUUUAUCCCCGAUAGCAGCUGCAGGCGUGGAGAGAGGAAGCAGGGCUCCCAGUGUGUGUGCAUCCCUACAGAAGAGUGCAGUCCAUACAGGGCGGACCUUUGCGUCCUGGAUGCAGGAAGUGGCAGCGCUGUGAUGAAGUCGGCCUGUGCCCUGCAUGCUGGCCGUUGCCACGGAGACCAGCUCUACUUCCUGAGUGAGGGAGCAUGUGAGGUGGAUGAGCCCACCUUGGAGUGGGCGCGGUUCCGAGCCAGGCUGUCCAAUCAAAGCCAGGUCCAGGAGCCGUGUGGACCAGGCACCUGCUACGAAUGGGAGACAUGCUCUGAGUCUAAGCGAUGUGAGUGCAAACUGCCCCGGGACUGCUCCAGGGGGGGUCAGCAGCUCUUCUGCCUGGAGCUGAAGGCCGGCACCAGGAAGACCAUGAACCUGUGCUUCACAGCGGCCAUGAAGUGCGCCAGGCUUCAGUUUGAAAUCGCCCAUGAGGGGGAGUGUUAAACCCAAAACGCACCCAGAGAAACACACUAACCGAAAAAACGGGCACUUUCCCAUGCACGUGCCUGACCUGAUUCUUAAUCAUAUCACUGACCAAUCGGAUCCAUGCUGUGAGGGCCAUGGGUAAUAACUGAAGAGCAGUUUUGAAUAUAUCUCAUAUGAAGCUUUGCUGUGGGCUCACUGCUGUAGUGUUGCAUACAAAAUCUUUUCCCUUCUCACUCUAUUCUUGUUGCUUACCGUAAAACUUCCAGUAAACGCAGAGGCCUUUAUUUGCUUUAAUUACUUAACUUUACCGGCCUUCAGUCUUCUGCAAGUUAUUGGUAGCUGAA
Molecule: messenger RNA, 3241 nt
Organism: Megalops cyprinoides (Indo-Pacific tarpon)
Lineage: Eukaryota; Metazoa; Chordata; Actinopteri; Elopiformes; Megalopidae
Gene: c6.2
Product: complement component 6
Exons: 18
Coding region: 111-2915 (934 amino acids)
Biological process (GO): immune response
Cellular component (GO): membrane attack complex
Molecular function (GO): protein binding
Source: RefSeq, a predicted model, not a curated record